Molecule: messenger RNA, 228 nt
Organism: Dentiscutata erythropus
Lineage: Eukaryota; Fungi; Glomeromycota; Glomeromycetes; Diversisporales; Gigasporaceae
Source: the annotation of a GenBank genome assembly
GCAAUUAAAACUAUAACUACAUUGCAACAGCCCAACUCAACCCAAACUAUCUCGAACGAAGACAAAGUUUCAGCAAACAACACCAUGGAAGUUAACCAAGCUACAACAGAUACCAUAACAGACACAGUGACAUCACUAUCACAACAAACCGACUUGGAAGACCAUCGAUCCAACAUUCCCACUGUACUUCCUAAUGUAAUCGAUGCAAUAAUGACUGAAAUUCCUUGA